AUGAAUGCCGCCAACAAUACUACUCCCGCCAUUGAUACUGCCGCAACUGCUACAAGCACAGGGGAUACAAUCCUUAGUCGUACUGUGGGUAAAUCCCCCCGUCCUAUCCACGACGACGGACAACAGCAGCAGCCAUUGCCGCCAUCUAUUGCCCCCACGGUAGACUCUGGGAACCAGCCAGUCGGUGCUUUUCGUGGCCGUGCUUCUCCAUACCCAUCUCCCAACCAAUUGACAACGGAUCACGCUCCUGUAUGUCACCCAUUGCCUCAACCAGAUUUGAACACAUCUACACCUUCGGACCGGUCGAGACAAGGGGGUGUAGCCCCUAGUUACCUGGGAGAAUCUGGCCUAUUAUACAUCUUCAGUCAGGACCAAGGGGAUAAUGAAGAUGGUGUACCUAGGUCGCCUCACGCCUCAGGAAGCUUCAACGCAACUGUUGAUGUACCGUCCCUAGGUCUGCAAGAAAGUUAUGGUGAAACCUACUACGAAUACUGCUACACAUGGUGUCCGAUCCUGGAAAAGGAUUGUCUAUACGGCGAUCCUGCGUUCCGCGAGUCCCCUCUGCUGCAGAAUUCCCUCGCACUGGUGGGGAGUCAGAUAAGACCGCCCGUUUUAAACCAUGAAUCGCCACACGUUUACUACGAACGCGCCAAGGCUCUUUUCCACAGCAGUCAGGAGAGGAACCCACUGGUUUGUAUCUCCGCACUCAUGCUAUUUUACUGGUGGGGCAAAGGAGCGCCAAAUGUAGUCAGUACAGAUACCGUGUGGUGGUGGACAGGUGUUACAAUCCGACUUGCUCAGCAAAUUGGCCUCCAUCAUGAAUUGAAGCCUGGACAGCAGUCGACAUUGAACAUGUCACCGGGCCUUCGACGUAGGAUAUGGUGGACUCUGUUCGCUAGGGAACGUCUGACAGGUAUCUGCCAAGGACGACCCUGCAUCAUUGAUCCAGAGGACUGCGAUAUUGGAGAACCCACGGUGCAUGACUUCCCCAAUCCCCAUGACCCCAACAGUACCCUCUUUGUGUACUGGGUGCGCCUGUGCAGAAUCCUUGGUCGGGUCACCAAAUAUCUCCCCCAGAGGACCGAAUCAUCCUCAUUCCCAGUGCAGUUGGCUACCGAGCUAGUUCAAUGGGUCAAUUCACUACCACCGCAUUUGCAACUGCCAAUCUCCACCGAGCGCACACUUCAUUUUAACCGCGAUGUUCAUCAACUUCACCUCCCUUACCUCACCACAGUAACUCUCCUAUACCUGAGAACAGCAUCUCAGUCGCUCCCAGAGGCUUACACCGCGGCAGUUGUGGCGUCCGGCUGCGUCGCGCGGAUCUUUGAGGACUAUUUGGCACGGGGUUCCAUUCGAUUCCUGCAGGGUGUGGCAGGGUGGAGUGCUGCUGUCGCUAUCCUUGCCUUGUUGCAUGCACGGAAAGUCCCAAAUCUGACCAAAAGUGCGGAUGCCCAUAUUCGCGUUCUUCGUCUUGCCUUGAAGGAAAUGACACUACUUUGGCAUUCAGCCAAGAUGUUCGAUAGAGGAUUCGAACGCAUGCUAGGGAACCAUGGGCACGGCCAGAACAAGGAUGUUGAUUCAGUGGCACUGUCGGCGAUGGAUACUCAGCAGCCCGUAACAAUACUCACUGACCUUCCAAAUGAUGCUGGAGUUGAUUGGAUGGGGUUUUUCCCCUAUGCGACCCAGGACACAAGUCCAUUGGUUGCAAUUCUUUUGAUGUCUGACCAGCCAGUGCCCCUUUCAGACCUCGAGUGGCCAGUCGAUCUCACAGCACAGCUUCAAGAGCUUUUUGAUCCAAACUACGGCAUGGAUAGUUUUGCAUUCCCUCUUUGA
Molecule: messenger RNA, 1833 nt
Organism: Penicillium vulpinum
Lineage: Eukaryota; Fungi; Ascomycota; Eurotiomycetes; Eurotiales; Aspergillaceae
Product: fungal specific transcription factor domain-containing protein
Exons: 3
Coding region: 1-1833 (610 amino acids)
Biological process (GO): DNA-templated transcription
Molecular function (GO): zinc ion binding; DNA binding
Source: RefSeq, a predicted model, not a curated record